Colletotrichum orchidophilum is the source of this 1488-nucleotide messenger RNA. Its product is annotated as arrestin. Lineage: Eukaryota; Fungi; Ascomycota; Sordariomycetes; Glomerellales; Glomerellaceae. The record is from RefSeq and is a predicted model, not a curated record. The transcript has a single exon. Bases 1 to 1488 code for a protein of 495 amino acids.
AUGUCGGCCCGCAGUGACAUGAGCUCGGUCAUCACCUUCGCCCGACAGCCAGCCUCCGCCCGGAAGCAGAGCAUCGAGGUCAAGAUCAACGACCACUACAGCUCCAAGGUCUACACCUCUGGCAACCCCAUCUCUGGAGAGGUCACAAUCACGCCAAGCCACGACAGCCGAUUCGAUUUUGUCCAGAUUAUCCUCAUUGGCAUCUCGAGGACUCGCCUGGAGGCCGUUCAGAUUCCGCAGCUCUCUUCCCACACCUUCCUCAAGCUCGAGAUGCCCAUUCCCGCAUCCGCUUACCCCGUACCCCGGAUUUUCGAGGCCGGCAGGACUUACACCAUUCCCUUCAACUUUGUCAUUCCUCGCCACCUGACAAUUAGCGCCUGCACUCACAAGGCCCAGUCUGAUUACAUCCACGACUACCAUAUGCGUCUGCCCCCGACCCUGGGCGGCUGGGAGAGGGACGACAUGGCCCCUGACAUGGCCCAGAUUCAGUACGUCAUCAAGGCUCGCGUCGUGCGACAGGAAGAGCUCGACAGUAGGCCGACCAAGGUCAUGGAGGACAUUCACCACAUCAAAGUCCUUCCUCGUUCCCCCGAGGACCCGCCCCUCAACAUCACCAAGCAGGACAAGAACUACACCCUGAGCAAGACCAAGACCAUUCGCAAGAACAUUUUUUCCUCCAAGCAGGGCACUAUCACAGCUGCCACCGCCCAGCCUGGUGCUGUCUACUUGACUGCGGACGGCCGCGGAGCCUCCGAGGGUUCAGUCUUGGUUAACCUCAACUUUGAGCCCACAUCUGCCGAUAUCCUGCCACCCAAGGUCAACACCGUCUCGGCCAAGAUCCAAGCUCAGACAUGGUAUGGCGCAACGCCCAUGUCGACACUCCCCAACAUGGGGAACAGCCAAGAGGCAUAUGCCAUGACCCAACAGCUCGCUUACUCAACCUCCGUUUCCCUCUUCUCGACAUCGGUUGACAAGGUUGCUUGGCGCCAGCAGCUGUCCUCCACCGCUCGCCGCGAUUCCGGAUAUUCCAGCGAUGGCAUGCGCGAAGGCAGUACUUCCGACUCGGAUUACCAGCGCCAGAGUGGCAGCCGCCGUUCGAGCAAGGACCACUCGUCGCCCAUCUUCCACAAGGCCGCUCUCCAGAUUCCUUUCAAGCUGCCCACAUCUCGAAAGACCUUCAUCCCGACGUUUCACUCUUGCCUCAUCUCCCGCACCUACACGCUGCAGUUGACAAUGGUGGUCGGCGAUUCCAAGGUGAAUUUGAACGUCCCUCUGCAAAUCGCCCUCGAGCCGCCCGUGCAGCUCGAUUCGGCGGACAUGGGACUUCCCAGCUUCGAGGCCGUGAUGGCUCAGCAGGAGGAGGCUGAAGCGGACGCAUUCCUCCAGCCGAGGUUGCUUCAGCAGCCUGCACCCGAAUUUCAGGGUACUGCUGUGUUGCCUAGCUACGGCGACUUGUCUGCAAGGCGAUCUGAGGUUUCAGCUGCUUGA